UGAAAAAUACUGAACAAGAUCAAAUAAACCGAAUAGGCCCUCGAGAUGGGUGUGGCGGUUCGGUUCUGCUGGGUACCGGCUCAUGUUGGUGUGGAGGGUAAUGAAGGGUCUGAUAGGUUGGCUAGGAGUGCGUGUGGGAAGGAGAGAGUGGGUGUACAGGUACCGUUAGGACGGGGAGAAAUUAAAACGUUAAUAAAGGGGUUGGGUGUUGACUGUUGGCAGAGGAUGUGGGAUGGUAGCAGGAAGGGGAGAGGAUAUUAUGGGGUGCAGUGGACAGUGAGGGUCGAGGUGAGGAAUAUGGGGUGUAGGAGAGAAGAGGUUAUGUGGUGUCGACUAAGGUUGGGGCAUACAGGACUGAGCGUGUCAUUGAAGGUCAUAAGUAAGCAUCAAACAUGGCAAUGUGAUGGGUGUCGAGUGGAGGAAACGGUUGAACAUGUGUUGAUGUAUUGUGAGCAGUAUGAUGUUGAGAGGGAAAUGUCUUAUGAGAAGUUUAGACGGGAGGGUAGGACGUGGGAUGUAGAGAGGUUGCUGGGGGACGGGAAGGGCAGUGGGAUGGUAGCUAAGGCUGUAUGUCGAUUUCUCAGGGCUACAGGUCUGAGCGCGACGAUAUAGAAAUGGCACUCCGGUACGGUAGGUGGCGGUAUAUGCACCUUCAAUGGAUGCGAUAAUUUAAGAGGCGAAGAAGAAGAAGCAGCGGCAGCAGCAGCAGCACUCGCACACUCAAUUUCAUAGAUAUGUCUAAACUACAAUCGUUUCGUUUGUUUUUAAAUGAACGUUUAACUGCGGUUGCCGUGGAGAUUUUCGAGGCAGCUCGGGAUACAUUUAUAGAGUACCAGGAGGAGAACGAUCGGUUAUGUAGGCUGUUGCAGAUCUCACCGGAGAUAGAAUUGUCUACAAUAGAUAACUUCUGCUUCUUCUCUCCAGACUCACUGCAGUUCUCACUCAGUGUCUCUGAAGAGGAGGUUCUCCCUGAGCAGCAGGCCUGGAACCCCAGUCUGGGGCAGGAGAACACAGAGGUCAAACAGAUUAAAGAGGAACAGGAGGAACUCAGCACCAGUCAGGAGAAAGAGCAGCAUCAUGAGGUCUUUCACACCAAACACGCCAUAUUCACCUCUACCUGUGUGAAAAGUGAAUGUGAUCAGGAGGACCCAUUUGGAUCCUUUGUUCAUCCCCAAACCCAGACUGUGGAGAACAGAGAGAGUGACUCUAAACCAACAGACAUCCCACAUUUUGACACUGUCACCCACCUAACGGGUCUCAGUAAUGCCUAUGGUUCUCCAAGUCAUGAAAUCAAUGCCUUCAACCACAACUCAGCUGUAAGCAGCGAUACUGUAGAAUUUUACAACAGCCCACCAGUGGAUCGCAGCCCAUCUGUGGGUCACAGCCCACCAGUGGAUAAACAUUGUUCUAAACCCAGAACCUCAUCUAAAACUACUCACCACUGCCGUGACUGUGGUGAAACAUUUAAACUGAAAGCUAACCUACAGAAUCAUGUGACUUUCUCCAAGAGACCCAGUGAAUGUAGCUACUGCAAGAAAUGCUAUGACUCCACCUGUAAACUGAGGGCUCAUGUUCAACUCUGUCAUGUGGAGAAACUUUUAAACUCGAUGGAGUUCUGUACAGAAACACGAGGAUUCACACAGGAGAGAAACCAUUUAGCUGUGGUGACUGUGAGAAAAAGUUCAGUGAGAUGGGGAACCUAGGAAUGUACAAUCUGACUCACACAGGAGGAAAAUCAUUUUGCUUUGAUGACCUUGGGAAAAGCUUGUGUCUGAAGAGGGAGCUAAAGAACCAUCAACCAACUCACACAAGGGAGAAACCAUUUGUCUGUGAAGACUGUGGGAAAACUUUCAGUCAAAAGAGGGACCUACAUAGACAUAUACUGAUUCACACAGGAGAGAAACCAUUUAGCUGUGGUGACUGUGGGAAAAGAUUUAAUCGCAGCCAGAAUUUAAAGCAGCAUAAAUUGACUCACACAAAAGAGAAACCAUUUAGCUGUGGUGACUGUGGGAAAAGCUUCCGACAUCAGGUGACCUUAGUGAGGCAUAAACAUACUCAUACAGGACAUCAUCCAUUCGGUAGUGGUGAUGGUGUGAAAAAGUUUAUUUGCAGACAGACCCAAAGCAACAUAAACUAACAAAGGCAAAACAAUGUUUUGCUGUGGUGUCUGUGGCAAAGGCUUCAAUCAGAAGAGAAAACCAGCCAAGCAUAAACUGACUCACACAAAAGAGAAAUCAUACAGCUCAAAUUAAGAGACCACUGCAAAAUCGUCAGUGUCUCUGGUUUUACUAUUCAUGUGUUUGAG
Molecule: messenger RNA, 2305 nt
Organism: Esox lucius (northern pike)
Lineage: Eukaryota; Metazoa; Chordata; Actinopteri; Esociformes; Esocidae
Exons: 3
Coding region: 735-1703 (322 amino acids)
Source: RefSeq, a predicted model, not a curated record